UUGAAGAUUGUUUUUUUCUUUAGAUUUAUUUUUUAAAAUUAAAUGUUAUAUUAAAUAAUUAAAAUACAAUACUAGAAUCGAAUUUUCUCACAACAUAUCGAUUCACACCCGGUCCGAAUAGAGCACAAUGCCAGUCUUUCUCUUUACAAUCGAUCUGCCCAGCGGUCCCAACAAAAUCAUUGGCAAGAUCUAGAUGCGGGUUUUCCUUUAGCACACCCAAUUUGAAGAUUCCGUCUUCAAUAGAGUAUUACCGCAUAUCAGUUCAGUACCGGAUUCAAUCGAUUUCUGUGAAGAAUCAAAGAAGAAUGAGGAGAGGCGGCGGUAUUCUUGGCGUGAGAAAUGACGUCAGGUCGCCGGAGGCAAGCACUCUGAGGCGGCGGACUCAAUAUCUAAAAAGACGGGAAAAAUGGCUAGUAAUCCUUGGAGUAGUACUCCAUGCAGUUUACAUGCUCAGCAUUUUUGAUAUUUACUUCAAGAGCCCUAUUGUCCACGGCAUGGAACCUGUAAAGCCUCGCUUUGCCGGCCCUGCGAAGCGCCUGGUGCUCCUCAUAGCGGAUGGGUUAAGGGCUGAUAAAUUUUUUGAGCCCGACUCAGAUGGAAAUUUCAGAGCUCCAUUUUUGAGGAGUGUGAUCAGAGAACGUGGGCGUUGGGGAGUGUCGCAUGCGCGCCCUCCAACCGAAUCUAGACCUGGACAUGUUUCCAUUAUUGCUGGAUUUUAUGAAGAUCCUAGUGCUGUUACGAAAGGGUGGAAGGCGAAUCCUGUGGAGUUUGAUUCAGUUUUUAAUAGGAGCCGACAUACAUUUGCUUAUGGCAGCCCAGAUAUCAUUCCUAUAUUUUGUGGGGCCUUGCAGCACAGCACAUGGAAUCACUAUCCACAUGAAUAUGAAGAUUUUGCAACGGAUGCUUCAUUUUUGGAUGAAUGGUCACUAGAUCAAUUCGAGAGCCUUUUGAAUAGGUCUAGUGAAGAUGCAAAGUUGAAGCAACUUCUUCAACAAGACAAUCUUGUGGUGUUUCUGCAUCUGCUUGGUUGCGAUUCAAAUGGUCAUGCUCAUCGGCCAUACUCAUCCAUCUAUCUCAAUAACGUUAAGGUUGUUGACAAUAUUGCUGAAAGAGUUUAUAAUCUUGUUCAGAGUUACUUCAAUGACAAUUUGACAGCAUAUGUAUUUACAGCAGACCAUGGGAUGAGUGACAAAGGGAGCCAUGGAGAUGGACAUCCCUCAAAUACUGAUACUCCGCUUGUUGUUUGGGGAGCAGGUGUCCAAAAUCCUGUGCUUAUUUCUGAAAACCAUCACGAUAUUCCUGUUCGCUUUGUUGAUGAGCAUGUUCAUGAUAUACAUUCUCCGUCUGAGUGGGGUCUGGAUGACUUAGAGAGACAGGACGUGAAUCAAGCUGAUAUUGCACCUCUGAUGUCCACUCUUUUAGGUUUGCCAUGCCCAGUUAACUCAGUUGGAAACUUACCACUUGGAUUUGUUAAUUUUACUGAGGUGGACAAAGUUGAGGCAGUGCUGGCUAACACCAAGCAAAUUCUCAAUCAGUUUCUUAGGAAGUCCCAGCUGAAGCAAUCAAGUUCAUUGUAUUUCAAGCCUUUCAAGCCCUUGGCCAAUUAUUCUUUGGUAUUGGAUCAAAUUGAGCAUCUAUUAUCAUUAAGGGAUUUUGAGACUGCAAAGGAGCUAUCUGAAAAACUUCGUAGCUUGGCACACCAGGGUCUUCAUUAUUUUCAAACUUAUGAUUGGUUUUUGCUGAUGACAGUAAUUUCUCUUGGUUAUCUUGGAUGGAUGAUCUAUCUGAUAGUCCAUGUGUUGCAAUCUUAUACUACAUUGCCCAAAUUGUUAUUCAGAAAGGAUCAGUCACUUUACUCAAGGAUGAAUGCUGGAAAGGUUUAUUUUUCUGGAUGUUUAUUGAUGGGAUUACUAUGUAUUUUACUACUUGUCGAGCAUGCCCCUCCACUCUAUCAUGCAUAUUUUGCAGUGACUAUAUUUCUUUGGAUCCAAAUAUUUUCUGAGUAUCGAUUUCUAAAAGCACUUUGGAGGUUCAUGCUUGGAAAAGAAACUAUCUAUUUUUUCAAACUUGUGGCUACAUUUAUUGUAUCGGUGCUCAUCCUUGAAAUCCUGGUGAGAAGCUUUAUGGAUAGGAAGAUCUAUACUUGGAUUUUCUUGCUUGCUGGGUUUGUUGCUUCUGCUUAUAUUCUUAGCACCAACUCUUGGGACAUGAAAAUACCAGUUUUCAUAUGGCUUGCAUGUUGGUUUUUAUCUAUUUUCACUUUGAUGCCUGCUGAAAUUCCGGACAACACUAAACUAGUAAUUUCUAGUGGAUGCAUGAUUGUACUGAUUGGAGGAUCAGCAAAAUAUCUUGAUAUGAUUGCUGGAGAUAGUAAAUAUUGGUUUGAUCUGACUGAUGUGCCAAAGAACUUCAAAUUUAAUAUGCUUUUCCUUUUGCAGGUCCUCUUGGUUCUUUGUUCAUCAGUUAUGGUGUCUGUUUCAACCUCACGUAGAACAGAAAAACAAGAAUUGAUUGCUCUACACCAAAUAAUAAAUUGGUCAGUUGCUGGUGUAUCCCUGGUUCUCCCAGUUUUUUCAGCACCUGGUAUCUUGUCUAGGCUUACAUCCAUAUUUCUUGGCUUUGCCCCUGCAUUCCAACUCCUGUCAAUUGGAUACGAAGCUGCAUUCUACUGUGCUCUUGGUCUUGCACUUAUGGCAUGGAUACUUUUCGAACAUGCUCAUCUCCAUGUAAAUACUAGGAACAAAUCAUUAAACACUACAGAGGCUAUGGAAGAUGAUCUUGUUUUAGCAUCCAAUGAUAGAUGCUUGCAGUUAUCUGAUCUGCGGAUCCCCCUAGUAUUUAUGGUCUUUUUCAACAUUGCCUUCUUUGGAACGGGUAACUUUGCCAGCAUUGCGAGUUUUGAGAUUUCUUCAGUUUAUCGAUUUAUCACAGUCUUCAGCCCAUUUCUGAUGGCGGCUCUCCUUAUUUUCAAAUUACUGAUUCCAUUUGUACUUGUCAUAUGUACAUUUACAGCCAUUACCAGGUUGAUCAGUGUUCCACUGUUUGGGUUCUAUUUUCUAGUCAUAAUCUGUUCAGACGUCAUGACUGUUCAUUUCUUCUUCCUGGUCCAAAAUACAGGAAGCUGGAUGGAAAUCGGCAACAGCAUCAGCCAUUUUGGAAUAAUGAGCGCCCAAGUGGUGUUUGUUCUUUUGCUAUAUGCACUCACAACCAUAUACACAAAAGACAUUCGGCGGCCGCGACAGAAGCAUCUGUCAGAGAAGCAGAUGUGAUUGUGAGAGCUGAGCUCUACUUUCACCGGUACCCCUGCCUGCCUGUUAACGGUUUUGUUUAGGAAGGAACUAGGAGUUAGGACAGGACAGACAAAUUGAUUGUUGGUUGUUUGAAGUUUGAGUGGGAUGGUAUGAUAGAUUUAUUUAUGGUUGGUUGGGUUGUUGUAUUUGUUGGGUAGGUCAGGUCAGGUGAGGUGCCUGAGAUACGUACAUUGUCGCAUUGAUAUAGAUACAAAUCGGUGGUGUUCCAUCAUCUUCAUCUCCUUACUUUGUGAUGAAACACCACCAGCUAAGGUUGAUCAUUUAACAUGAGGCAAAACGAAUUAUCCAUGCUAUGGCAUAUAGGUUAUGUUUAGACACAUCAUUUUCAAGUUUUAAAAUUUUAAGAAUAAUAAAAAAUUAGUAAUUAAUAUGAUAUUAAGCAAAAAAAAAAAAGGGAAAAAAAGAAGGUUAUAAAUAAACAUAGCCACGAUGAAGCGGUAGAACAGGUGCUGCAUAAUAGCCCUCCCUAUAUACGUAGAUUAGGCCUCCCGUCGCAGAGCAGAAGAAUUGGCAGUGAGCGCUGCUGUGUUCUUCGAGCGAGCGUCUUCAAGAAGACGAAGAGGGGGUAGGAAGAGGAACGGUUCGGCAAGGCCAUUCUCCGCCGAUGGAGGAAGAGAGAACAUAUCUGUUGUCGAGCGAGGGUGGGAGAGAGGACCAGAUCUGUUAUCGAUCGAGCGUGAGAGAAUGGGUGGUGACCGAGAGGUUGCGGGCGGGGCUAACACCGGCGAUCGACGAUGAACUGGUUUGAGCGAGUGGGAGAGAAAGAAGAGGAACUGAUUGCCGGUUACGGCGAGGCUGCAUAAUAGCUUCGGGAAACAGUAGUUGAGUAGUGGAUUUCGGCGAAGACGGGCAGUAGCACCAGUGGCCUUAGGCGGCAGUGGGCGGUGCUUGGUCGGCGGUCCAUGAUUGUUCUGGCGCUAAAUCUAAUCGGAACCAUCUUUUUAUACAAACUGUGCAUUACAGUGGCCACAUAUAUUGGAAAAAACUGAGCGUGCAGGAGUUAUUUUGUCUUGCGAUGUGAGGCUAUGGAAGCACUGGAAAGAAAACAACACAAUAUUGUGGGGUACUGCUCCUGCUCAGUUGUUCCACCAUCCGAGAUACAUAUAUGCAUGGAGCUUCAACCAGAGCACAUGUAUUGUGAAGAUAAAACUACGCAUGUGCGCGAUCGACUUGCCAAAUCAUAUGAUAUGAUAUAGCUCACAGAUGCUGAUUGAUUAUGUUAUAAUAUUAGUAUGGCUGCCAUUUUUAUCUCUUGAUGUGCCACGGUUAUAUAUAACAUAACAACAUUCCACUUUGUGACCGUCGAUAUUCAUUAUGCUAUUUUGCUGGAGACUGGAGGGAACUAUUUUGGGAAGAUGUCGUUAGAUUGUUUUUUUCACUCCCUUUCUAUGCCUCUCUACACUAUUGGAUUGCACGUCGCAUUUUCUUCAAUUAUGGAUUUGGUUAUUAAGAAAAUACUACUUACCACUGCUGUGGCUCCCUA
This is a messenger RNA of Andrographis paniculata, 4794 nucleotides long. RefSeq names its product GPI ethanolamine phosphate transferase 1. Gene Ontology annotation, biological process: GPI anchor biosynthetic process. Lineage: Eukaryota; Viridiplantae; Streptophyta; Magnoliopsida; Lamiales; Acanthaceae. The record is from RefSeq and is a predicted model, not a curated record. Bases 306 to 3269 code for a protein of 987 amino acids. Gene Ontology annotation, cellular component: endoplasmic reticulum membrane. Gene Ontology annotation, molecular function: mannose-ethanolamine phosphotransferase activity. The transcript is spliced from 22 exons.